AUGGAUUAAUAAGAAUUAUAGAAAAUAUGGAAAGGAAUAAUAGAAACUCUAAAAAAGAAAUAUAAUGAUAUUAAUACAGCAUAUUAUGAUUUAGAUAUAAAUAAUUCUGGAGAAAUAGAAAUUGAUGAUUUGGAAUCUGAAUUAAAGAGAAAUCAUAAUAUAAAAUCUGAUGAGUACUUUUUGAUUGAUAUAUCAAUAAUAGAACCAUAAGAUAUUUGUUUGAAUAUUUGAAUACGUCAAAAUCUGGAGCUAUAGAUAUAGAUGAAUUUGAGACUCAUUGGACAUAAAUUGAUUCAAAUUCUUAAUAAAAAAAUAAAUAAGAAAUAGAACCAUAACUUUUAACAUCAUCUGGAUAAAAAUCAACUUAAUAAUUCUCUGAUCUAUUUAAAAGUUAUGCUUCUGGAAAUUCACCUACUAAAUAUAUUAAUAUUUAAGGUGAUUUCUAAAUUAAUCACUUUACUCAAACUAUUACACCUACUUAUGAAUAAUAAAGACCUCUUAAUUUUUUGGAUAAUUUCAAUUAUAAUAAAAAAAUAUCACCACCAAAACAUUCUUAUUUAUUAAAAAAUAAAGCUGAAAUUUCUUAAGAUAAACUUAGAAAUAUGUAAAAUAGAAUUACAAAUAUAUUUAAUGGAAUACCAGAACAUAAAAAUUCAUCUCCAAAAUUAAGAAAAGAUUUUGAUAUCUAUAUUAAUAAUAAAUUAGGAUAACCAAAUACAACCAGAAUAUAAACUUAAUUUACAUUUGAUUUUUAGAAUCUUUAUUCAUAAAGAAGAAAUUAAAAAAAUUAUGAAUAAAGAUUUUCAUUAAAUACAAGAACUGAUACAUCUCCUAAUAGAUCUUAAGAUAGAAUUUCAUUAUAAUAAUAUGCAUAUUAAUUUUAUGAUAGAGUUUAUGAACUUAAAAAAACUUCAUCUUUUAUGGGAUUGUAAAAGAAAUAAUAGAUUUAACCUAAAACAACGUUUAUGUUCAGAUUAUGA
This is a messenger RNA of Paramecium pentaurelia, 980 nucleotides long. Lineage: Eukaryota; Ciliophora; Oligohymenophorea; Peniculida; Parameciidae. The record is from the annotation of a GenBank genome assembly.